AUGAUAGACGAACCACAAAAUGGCGUUAGUGCGAGCAGUGGCGAAAAAGCGGCAAUUUUUAAUAAGUUAAAACCUAUAUGUGUUGGGUUAUCACAAAUCACCUUUAGGAAGGAAGAGUCUUCAAUCUUGAAUGAUCCACAAUUGAAGGAACAUUUGGAGGAAUUAGUAAAACAACUAGAUAGUUUUGGCAAUCAAAACUCACUUUCAGCAAAGUUGGGUGACUAUGUUUUUGUUCCUAUAUCUUCGAUGCUCAAAACUUGUAACUCUCUUCCCGAUCCCAUCUCAGUCCUCGUUUUCAAUGUACUUGCGCGCGUCAUUAGAAUGUGCUGGAGUGCACCUGGUGCGAUUGGUAAGAGUACUUUUAACCAGCUACUUAGUGUUUCAACUUUCUUAAUUUCGCCAGAUUUGGAGAACAAGAAGCUAUCUGAGAAGUCCGAUGAGUUCAAAAUGGCAGCCAUUCAACUUUUGUAUGACUUAUUCAGUACAUCUGCCUUCCGAAAAUGGGAUAAUGGUACUCUUCCAACAAUUGCGCAUUCUAAUACAAUUCUUCUAAAACUAUUAGAACAAGGAAAUAUGAAUAUUCAACUCGAGUCAUCGAGAUGUCUACAGGUGCUAUUCCAUAAUAUCAAUGAUGGAGAAAUGCUCAGCAAUGUUGUUCCAGGAAAUGUUUCUACAUUCUCCAAAGUGAUUUUAAAGCCUGGCUUGACUACACACUCUCAGGUAGUUUGUGAGAUUCUUAGAACAUUGACAGUUUUAUUAGUAUUGGUGUACAAUGAUUCAGCUCUCGGCGUAACAGUAGAGGAAACAAAGGACGGGCAGAACCUACAAGUCAAGGUAACGAAACCAGGGAAACACAGAACAACUAAAUGGCUUACUGCAACGUCACUUCAGUUGAAACGUGCCUUUGAACCAGUACUGGAAAAACUGGUCAAAAGAGACAACAGUACAAUAAAUGAGCAACUCUUCAAUAGUUGCGUCACUUUAGUAAACGAAUGCCACAACGCGUUCUUUUCCCUUAAGGAUAUUCUUUUAAAGACCAUACUAUCUAUUCCAAACAGAGAUCUAACAACCCUAGAUGCUCAUAAAGAUGAUAUCGCAAGGUUUAUGAGGGAUAACAAUGUCACUAUCAACACAGAAUUACAGAUGUCCUCCCAGUUUAAUAUUGUGAACAACGCCUUACAAAUCUUAGAUGGAGACCAAAUAUAUGAUUUACAAAUUUCUAGGAUCAUUCUCAAUAGUAUCAAUGAAUCAUUGAAGUCCCAUACAAAGAAGUUGGAUAAAUCGAAACCUACUGACCUAAUUAAAAUUAACAAUGUAGGAGUGAACAGUCUAAUUUCAACAAAGUCAUCAUUUGGGUACCAUGGUGGCAGCAAUAUCAGAAAUGAUAAAUAUGUUCUACCGGAUGUAUCAUAUCAGACUUACCAACAGGUUUGUGAUAUACUUCUAAAAUUAGGCUCAAAAAUGAAUGCUCGACAGCUUGAGGAGCAAAUCACGGACCUUCUAUCAGAGGAAUCUGACGUUUUAACCCAUUCAAACCACUCAAUAUGGAUUGCUUCAAAUCUAUUAAUGGGCUACCAAAGUUCAGAUCUAAGCGCUUGUUUAGAAAUUGAGUCGGAGCUCACGUCUUGUCAAUUUGACGUUUUGGAACUUGCGAAUGAGAGAAUAACUACGCUUUCUAAUCGUUCAGAAUGGACGCCUUUACAACGCAACAAUAUAUGCAUGAACUUAUACGCUCUCAAGAAGAUGAUUAUUUUGAUGGGUCCUGAUUUCAAGCAUGAAAUGUUGGACUAUAUAUACAACAUCAUUGAAUGCUUUGCUAACGAGAAUGAGAACGUUUCCACACUUUCCAAUGAGAUUCUAAUGCACAUCGCAGACCAGUUCUACCAUGGAUCGAUGGUAGAGCUUAUAUCAGACAAUAUUGACUAUAUUGUGGACGGAAUAUCGGUAAGGUUGGAUAACUGUUUGUUUCAAAGAGCGUACAUGGUGUUACAUGUGCUAAUAAAGCUAUCUGGCUACGACCUUGUCGAGCGACUCAACGACAUAUUGGAAAAGCUUUUCUGGAUGCUUGGAUACUACCAUGGAUACGACGAUCUCUGUGUGGCUCUUCUAAAUUUGUUCGCUGAAAUAUCUUUCAAGGUGCAAGACACUUUUUUGAAGAGUAAUGACUCAACAAAGCAGAUCGAGAUCAAGACGUGGAACCACGACUCGUUCAAACCUUGGGGUAUGUCCAACAUAGAACAAGUUUUCGAUGUCCUAGACAAAGAGAAGAGCAACCCCAAUGUCGAAUCUGAACUGGAACCUCCAGAACAGACCGCCGAAGAGUUUUUCAAGGAACGACUCGAGGCCGACAGUGACGACGAAGUCGACGAAGAGGACUACGAAAAUGAAAUCUCACAAGAAGAGCAGGGAGCCAAGUCUGACGAGAUGAAAUGGGAAUCCCCCAUCCCGAAAAAAGCCUAUAUGCUUCUUCUCAGGUUCUGGUCCUACUCGGAUAGACUUCUAACCCAUUCUUCCCGUAGAGUAAGACACAAAGCUCUAGACUUGCUAAUCAUACUCUGCCCGCUUCUUUCCACCCAGCAAGCUGUGUUCCUACCAAAUGUAAGUAAGGUAUGGGCCGUGGUCGUGCAGUUGUCCAUUACGGAGGACCUAGCGCAGGUUGCCAGAACUUACCAAUUGCUAGCCUCGCUAGUGGAAUACACAGACGCAUUCCUCAUGAAAAAGGUCCUAGACAUGUGGAAACUAUUCCUCCAAAGAGACACCCUGGUGUCCAGAAUACUAGACAACUACAAAAGAAGAACCGGCGCGAGCGCGAGCGCUAGUGCUAGCGCCGCACAGGAACAAUCACGCAGCGUGAUCCUAAACAACGUCCCCUCGUCUAACACACUACUCACGCAAGCGCACCAAAAAUGCCACGUCUUGCUCGUAAACUGCAUGAACCAAUUCGGUCUGCAGUUCCCAGACCAUACCGCUGUGCAGAUGUGCAUGUGUCUUCUACCACCAAUGUCCGUCAACGGUGCACCUCCAGAAUCUAAGCACGUGACUAACAUUCGUCUCAUGCUAGCCCACAAGCGCCAUCACCACCACUAG
Messenger RNA from Kluyveromyces marxianus DMKU3-1042, 3087 nucleotides. It is a transcript of the gene TTI1, whose product is annotated as Tti1p. The transcript has a single exon. Gene Ontology annotation, cellular component: cytoplasm. Gene Ontology annotation, biological process: chromatin remodeling. NCBI's taxonomy places the organism in Eukaryota, Fungi, Ascomycota, Saccharomycetes, Saccharomycetales, Saccharomycetaceae. The record is from RefSeq and is a predicted model, not a curated record. Bases 1 to 3087 code for a protein of 1028 amino acids.